AUGUAUGGAGAUUGUCAAGUGAUGUCAUCAAUGGCCGGAGGGAACUCGAUUCCGUCAUCGGAAAAUUCCCUUUUCGGGUCGCCGUCGAUCCACCACAACCCUAACGCCAUGAACAACUUCAAUUUCAUGCCUAACAUAAACCCUUUCAACAUUUUUUCUCCCAUUAUCCCGAAAGAAGAAAAUGGGAUGGCUAAGAGCAAAGAGACCGAUUUACUCGAAAGCGGGUCGGGUAGUGAGCACAUGGAAGGGUUUUCCGGCAACGAGCAAGACUUAUUAGACGCCGAACAACAACAGCAGCAACAACAACAGCAACAGCCGCAAGCCAAGAAAAAACGAUACCAUCGCCACACGGCUCGACAGAUCCAAGAAAUGGAAUCGCUGUUCAAAGAAUGUCCACACCCAGAUGACAAGCAAAGGCUUAAGCUGAGCCAAGAUCUCGGCCUCAAGCCACGCCAGGUCAAGUUCUGGUUCCAAAACAGAAGAACACAGAUGAAGGCGCAACAAGAUAGACAAGACAAUGUUGUCCUAAGAGCGGAAAACGAAGGCUUAAAGAACGAUAACUAUCGAUUGCAAGCCGCAUUGAGGAACAUCGUUUGUCCUAAUUGUGGAGGUCCGGCGAUGCUCGGUGAAAUGGGGUACGACGAGCAACAACUACGGAUCGAAAAUGCUCGUCUCAAGGAGGAGUUGGACCGAGUUUGUUGUAUGGUCACACAAUACACGGGUCGACCAGUUCAUCAGCAGAUGGGACCGAAUUCUCUCCUCUCACAUUCGUUGGACUUGGACAUAAGCUCGUAUCCGAGAAAGUUUGACCAAAACGACCCGUUAUUGACCAAUUGUCCACCUCAUCAUGACCACAUGAUGCCUCUUCCCGAUUUCGAUCAAAAUUCGCAGUUCCCGAGCAAUGCAAGCACUCUGAUGAUAAUGGAAGAAGAAAAGGGUGUGUCUAUGGAGUUGGCAUUGUCGGCUAUUGACGAGCUCGUCAAGAUGUGCCACGCGGGUGAACCCCUUUGGAAUAGGGGAGGGAAAUACGGUGAAGUGCUCAACUUUGAGGAGUACGCAAGAGUUUUCACUACCAACUCAUCGUCGGUCGAUCAGUUCAGAGUCGAGGCGAGCAGGGACACGGCCGUUGUUAUCAUGAAUAGCAUUACUUUGGUCGAUGCUUUCCUUGAUGCGAACAAGUGGAUGGAGCUGUUCCCUUCGAUAGUAUCCCGAGCAAAAACGCUUCAAGUGGUGCAUUCUGGCGUUAACUCCGGACAUGCAACCGGGUCUCUUCAUCUGAUGUAUGCAGAAGUACAAGUUCUGUCUCCUCUGGUCCCGACAAGAGAGUCGCAUUUCCUCCGUUACUGCCAACACAACGCGGACGAAGGAAGCUGGGCCAUAGUCGAUUUUCCGGUCGAUGCUUUCCAAAACAUUUACUCACCUUCUUUUCCUUAUUACCGCCGGAGGCCAUCCGGUUGUCUCAUUCAAGACAUGCCCAAUGGAUACUCGAGGGUGACUUGGGUUGAACAUGCUGAAGUAGAGGACGGUCCAAUCCACCAGGUUUUCAAUCACGUCGUGAAUAACGGCAUUGCUUUUGGAGCUCGUCGAUGGUUAGCCGUUCUGCAACGCCAAUGCGAGAGGCUCGCGAGCCUCAUGGCUCGGAAUAUAUCCGAUCUUGGAGUGAUCCCUUCACCUCAAGCGAGAAAGAAUCUGAUGAAUUUGGCUCAGAGGAUGAUUCGGACAUUCUGUUUGAACAUAAGCACUUGUUACGGACAAUCUUGGACUGCUCUCUCUGACUCUGCUGAAGACACUGUUCGAAUAACUACUCGAAAAGUGACUGAGGCUGGCCAGCCAAACGGCCUCAUCCUGUGUGCUGUCUCCACUACUUAUUUGCCUUAUCCCCACCAACAAGUUUUUGAUUUCUUGAGAGACGAACGGCGUAGAGCUCAGCUUGAAGUACUUUCUAAUGGGAAUUCAUUGCACGAAGUCGCUCACAUCGCAAACGGCUCUCAUCCCGGGAACUGCAUUUCUCUUCUCCGAAUCAACGUGGCAAGUAACUCGUCACAGAGCGUGGAGCUCGUGCUGCAAGAGAGCUGCUCGGAUGAUUCCGGAAGCAUGGUCGUCUACACCACAAUCGACGUGGAUGCCGUCCAGCUGGCAAUGAACGGCGAGGACCCUUCCUGCAUUCCCCUGCUCCCCAUCGGCUUUGUCAUAGUCCCUGCACCACAGAAGGACCAAUCACACGACGCCACCUCAUCACCACCACCCGACAACAACAACAACAACAAUAACAAUACCGGGUGUCUUCUUACUGUGGGACUCCAAGUCCUAGCAAGCACGAUUCCAACUGCAAAGCUCAACCUGUCGAGCGUUACAGCCAUAAACCACCACCUCUGCACCGCAGUGGACCAGAUCACAGCCGCCCUCGGCAGUGGCCGGGUUAUUGACGACAAUGCUGCCAAGAAAGAAGGGGACGUUUAG
Molecule: messenger RNA, 2460 nt
Organism: Striga hermonthica
Lineage: Eukaryota; Viridiplantae; Streptophyta; Magnoliopsida; Lamiales; Orobanchaceae
Source: the annotation of a GenBank genome assembly